CUACAAUUUAGAGGGUCACUGACUGACGUUCUGUAUUCGUCACAUGGGAUUUGCUCAAAAAAAAUGGUUCAAUCAAUAAUGGAUGCCAGUACAGAGACAUAGCCCACUCUAAACCAUCAAGAUGAGUGAGUUGAAGGACUGCCCGCCUCUAAAGUACUAUGACUUUAAGCCAGUAGAGCACGUGAAGGUGUGCCCCCGCUACACUGCAGUGCUCGGGCGCUCAGAGGACGAUGGCAUCGGUAUUGAAGAGCUGGACACACUGCAGCUGGAGCUGGAGACUCUCCUGUCCUCUGCCAGCCGUCGUCUCAGAGCUCUGGAGGAACAGAGACAGAUCCUCACAGACUGGCAGGAUAAGAAAGGGGACAAGCGCUUUCUGAAGCUGGGAAAGGAUGCAGACCUUUCAGCUUCAUCACGUCACAAACCUAAGAAGCAGAAACUCGAUGGAAAGGGUAGUCACGGGCCUGGUCCUGGGCGACCCAAAUCCAAAAAUCUACAGCCCAAAGUCCAGGAGUACGAGUUAAGUGAGGAUCCACAGGACAUUCCCCGUAAUCCUAAGAACGAUGCCCCCAACAGAUUUUGGGCAUCAGUAGAGCCAUACUGUGCUGACAUCACAAAUGAAGAAAUCCGGGUUCUGGAAGAACUAUUGAAGCCCCCGGAUGAUGAGGCUGAAUACUACAAGAUUCCAGCAUUGGGGAAACACUUCUCUCAGCGAUGGGCUCAGGAGGAUCUACUGGAGGAACAGAGGGAAGGAGCACGAGCCAACGACAAGAAGAAAAGCCUCAUGGGACCACUAUCUGAGCUCGACGCCAAAGAUGUGGAUGCCCUGCUAAAGAAGUCAGAGUCCCAGCACGACCCCCCAGAGGAUGGCUGUCCCUUCGGUCCUCUCACACAGAGGCUCCUUCAGGCUCUUGUUGAGGAGAAUAUCAUAUCCCCCAUGGAGGAUUCUCCAGUCCCCGACAUUUUGGGGAAGGAUGGUGGGAACGAUGGGGCUGGGACCUCACCUCGCAACCAGGGCAAAGCUUUUAGUGUUCCUCACACACGCUCCCUAGAAGCGCGGAUCAAGGAGGAGCUGAUGUCUCAGGGGCUUCUGGAUUCUGAGGAACGGCCAGGAGCAGGUGGAGACUCAGAGGAUGAGGUGCUGGCUGAACUCCACAAGAGACAGGCUGAACUCAAAGCCCUGAGCGCCCACAACAGAUCCCGCAAGCAGGAGCUACUCCGCCUGGCAAAGGAGGAGAUGCGGAAGCAGGAGUUGCGGCAGAGGGUCCGGGUGUCGGAUAAUGAGGUCAUGGAGGGCUUCCGUCGCAUCAUGGCUGCUAGGCAGAAAAAACGAAUGCCGACAAAGAAGGAGAAAGAUCAGGCAUGGAAAGCACUGAAGGAGAGGGACAGCAUCCUCAAGCUGCUGGAUGGUUAGAGGGACAAUAGUUUAGGGUGGGAAUUGGAUGGGAAGGGGUAGGUUUUCAGUCUGCCAAUGAGUAUAUACUGUUGUAUGUGUCUGGUCAUAUGCUUCCAUGCUCUAGUGGCCAUAAGCAUUUGUGUUACUUUAUAAAACUCCCCAAUGGAAGUACAGUGAAUACCUGCAAUGAUGUAGCAUGAUUGUCAUAGUUGUUGACACUCGAUGUUGAAAAUGGAGGUAUCUAUGUUUUGUAUUGAUAAUUACUGUAUUCUUGCAUGAAUGUGCUAACUAAACUUUCAGUGCAUAUUCACUAUUGGAACAUCGUCACCAUAAGAGUUUAUGAUCAUUUAAUGUGCAUUGCUGGCGUUUUUUUUUUUUUUUACUAAUAACUGAUAGUUUCCCACUGGCAUUUUCCAAGUUCUGUUGUCGAUUUUGUUUUUAUUUUAUUUUUAACGUUAUAUAGUGCAUUUCUUUUCUCUAGUAUGGAAAAACAAACUAUGAAUGUUUGAAUAAAUAAAUAUCAGAAAAAUGGUUGUGAGGGAGUGUCUAAUGUGCAGUUCAACUUUCACACAUUGGGAAACGUUUAACCAAAGAUUUGAAUAGCUAAACCAAGGUAGUAAAACCAAAUGCAUGCUUUUCAACCGAUCGCUGCCUGCACCCGCAUGCCCGACUAGCAUCACCACCCUGGAUGGUUCCGACCUUGAAUAUGUGGACAUCUAUAAGUACCUAGGUGUCUGGCUAGACUGCAAACUCUCCUUCCAGACUCAUAUCAAAUCAAGUCGGCUUUCUAUUCCGCAACAAAGCCUCCUUCACUCACGCCGCCAAGCUUACCCUAGUAAAACUGACUAUCCUACCGAUCCUCGACUUCGGCGAUGUCAUCUACAAAAUGGCUUCCAACACUCUACUCAGUAAACUGGAUGCAGUCUAUCACAGUGCCAUCCGUUUUGUCACUAAAGCACCUUAUACCACCCACCACUGCGACUUGUAUGCUCUAGUCGGCUGGCCCUCGCUACAUAUUCGUCGCCAGACCCACUGGCUCCAGGUCAUCUACAAGUCCAUGCUAGGUAAAGCUCCGCCUUAUCUCAGUUCACUGGUCACGAUGGCAACACCCAUAGCACGCGCUCCAGCAAGUGUAUGUCACUGAUCAUCCCUAAAGCCAACACCUCAUUUGGCCGCCUUUCGUUCCAGUACUCUGCUGCCUGUGACUGGAAUGAACUGCAAAAAUCGCUGAAGUUGGAGACUUUUAUCUCCCUCACCAACUUCAAACAUCAGCUAUCUGAGCAGCUAACCGAUCGCUGCAGCUGUACAUAGUCUAUUGGUAAAUAGCCCACCCAUUUUCACCUACCUCAUCCCCAUACAGUUUUAUUUAUUUACUUUUCUGCUCUUUUGCACACCAAUAUCUCUACCUGUACAUGACCAUCUGAUCAUUUAUCACUCCAGUGUUAUUCUGCAAAAUUGUAAUUAUUUGCCUACCUCCUCAUGCCUUUUGCACACAUUGUAUAUAGACUCCCCCUUUUUUUUCUACUGUGUUAUUGACUUGUUAAUUGUUUACUCCAUGUGUAACUCUGUGUUGUCUGUUCACACUUGUAAGGAAUUGCUAUUUCGUAUGCAGGUGACUAACUUACUGCUAAUUACAUGGCUACAACUCACAGUAAAGCCUGUGGGGUCCCCUACAGGAUAGCUCCCACAUUACACACAAUCUCCUUUUAAUUUUAACCGAACACUGUGUGCCCGAAGAAGAUCCUACGAUGAUGGACAGACAACUGAGCCAAUGGCGGAAGACUACAGACUACAACCAGCUGAACCAAUCCGGAGAUCCGAUCUUCCUAGGGUCAACCUACUUUCUGUGAAGUAUAUAAGAGCUGUGCUGACUGUUUACGCUCUCUCUGCCUGCCGUUCCACACGAACUAACGGAAGAGCCGUAAUUACGUUGUAAUACAUAUUUUCACUCUGAAUAAACUGUUUACUUGUCAUAAAAUUUA
This is a messenger RNA of Oncorhynchus nerka (sockeye salmon), 3375 nucleotides long. Its product is annotated as transcriptional adapter 3-like. Gene Ontology annotation, biological process: regulation of transcription by RNA polymerase II. Bases 122 to 1411 code for a protein of 429 amino acids. Lineage: Eukaryota; Metazoa; Chordata; Actinopteri; Salmoniformes; Salmonidae. The transcript is spliced from 10 exons. The record is from RefSeq and is a predicted model, not a curated record. Gene Ontology annotation, molecular function: transcription coactivator activity. Gene Ontology annotation, cellular component: SAGA complex.